Taeniopygia guttata (zebra finch) is the source of this 3174-nucleotide messenger RNA. The record is from RefSeq and is a predicted model, not a curated record. NCBI's taxonomy places the organism in Eukaryota, Metazoa, Chordata, Aves, Passeriformes, Estrildidae.
CGAGGCGGAAGCGGCGCGGCGCGGCGGUGGCGGCGCAUGCGCAGUGCGCGGUGCCCGGCCAUGCCGAAGGGAGCGCGGCCGGCGGGGGCCAAGCAGGAGGAAUGGAGGGGGGGCGAGGAGGAGCAACCCCUGAAGAAGGGCCGGAAGGACCGAAAGGGCAAAAAAUCCUUUUUCGAGGAGUUGGCCGAGGAGGAGAAGGCGGCGCCGGCCCCGCCCACCCCCGCCCCUGAGAGGGAGGGGCCAGCCCCUGCCCAGGGCUCGCGGCGGAAGCGGGAGCGGCGCAAGGAGGGGCGGCGGCCGCGGGGGGCGGAGCCUGAGCCGGAAGAGGCGGAGCUGAGCCGGCGCCUGCAGGCCCUGGCGGCCGCUGCUGAGGAGGAGGAGGAGGAGGAGGAAGCUCCGGCGUCGCGGAGAGCAGCGAGGAGGAGGAAGGGUGGGAACGUUUUCGCUGCGCUGAGCCGGGAGCAGAGCGAGGAGGAGGAGGAGGAGGAAAAGGAGGAGGAAAAGGAGAAAAAAACAACCAAGGGCAAAAGCAGCAAGGAGGAAGAGGAGGCUGAGAAGAGAAAGAAAAAGAAAAAUGCCAAGAAGGAAAAUCCCAAAGAGAAGCUGCAGAACAAGUUCGGGGCCCUGAGGGACGAGGAGGAAGAGGAGGAGGAAGAGGAGGAGGAGGAGGAAGAGGAAGGAGCCCGGAAGGGGAGCGACAACGAGGAGGAGGAGGAGGGGGCGGGGCCGCGGGCGGGGCCGGACGCCCGAGUCAGCAAAAAGGAGAAGAAGAAGAUGAAGAAGCAGGCGGAGUUCCAGCGCCAGGUGGCGUCGCUGCGCGCGGCCGCGGCCUCGGGGGACGGCGACUUCGCCGUGUCGCAGGCGGAGCUGUCCUCGCGCCAGGCCAUGCUGGAGAACGCCUCCGACAUCAAGCUGGAGAAGUUCAGCAUUUCUGCCCACGGGAAGGAUCUCUACGUCAACGCCGACCUCUUCAUCGUGGCCGGGCGCCGCUACGGCCUGGUGGGGCCCAACGGGAAGGGGAAGACGACGCUGCUGAAGCACAUCGCCAACCGCGCCCUGAGCAUCCCCCCCAACAUCGACGUGCUGCUCUGCGAGCAAGAGGUACACGCAGACGACACGCCAGCCGUGCAUGCGGUGCUGCGCGCAGACACGCAGCGCCUGCGGCUGCUGGAGGAGGAGCGGCACCUGCAGCGGCUGCUGGACAGCGGCGACGACAGCGCCGCCCAGAGGCUGGAGAAGGUGUACGAGGAGCUGCGCGCCAUCGGCGCCGCCGCGGCCGAGGCCAAAGCGCGGCGGAUCCUGGCCGGGCUCGGCUUCACCCCCGAGAUGCAGAACCGCGCCACGCGCAAGUUCUCGGGGGGCUGGAGGAUGAGGGUGUCCCUCGCCAGGGCGCUGUUCCUGGAGCCGACGCUGCUGCUGUUGGAUGAGCCGACGAACCACCUGGACCUGAACGCCGUCAUCUGGCUCAACAACUACCUGCAGGGCUGGAAGAAGACGCUGCUGGUGGUGUCCCACGACCAGGGAUUCCUGGACGACGUCUGCACCGACAUCAUCCACCUGGACUCGCAGCGCCUGCACUACUACCGCGGCAACUACAUGACCUUCAAGAAGAUGUACCAGCAGAAGCAGAAGGAGCUGAUGAAGCAGUUCGAGAAGCAGGAGAAGAAACUGCGGGACCUCAAAGCCGGCGGGAAAUCCACCAAGCAGGCGGAGAAGCAGACGAAGGAGGCGCUGACCCGCAAGCAGCAGAAGUGCCGCCGCCGGGCGCCCUCCGAGGCCGCGGCCGAAGCUCCGGAGCUGCUGCGGCGGCCCCGCGAAUAUUCCGUGCGCUUCACCUUCCCCAACCCGCCCCCGCUGAGCCCCCCCAUCCUCGGCCUGCACGGCGUGGAUUUCGGCUACGAGGGCCAGGAGCUGCUGUUCCGCAACCUGGACUUCGGCAUCGACAUGGAAUCCCGAGUUUGCAUCGUGGGCCCCAACGGGGUCGGGAAGAGCACCCUGCUGCAGCUGCUCACCGGGGCGCUGACGCCGCUCCGGGGGCAGAUGAGGCGGAACCAUCGGCUGAAGGUGGGGUUCUUUAACCAGCAGGCGGCCGAGCAGCUGCGGCUGGAGGAGACGGCGGCCGAGUUCCUGCAGCGCAGCUUCAACCUGGCGCACCAGGACGCGCGGCGCUGCCUCGGCCGCUUCGGCCUCGAGGGCCACGCCCACACGCUGCAGAUCGCCAAGCUCUCAGGUGGGCAGAAGGCGCGGGUGGUGUUUGCCGAGCUGGCGUGCCGCGAGCCCGACGUGCUGAUCCUGGACGAGCCCACGAAUAACCUGGACAUCGAGUCCAUCGACGCCUUGGCCGACGCCAUCAACGAGUACAAAGGAGCGGUGAUCGUGGUGAGCCACGACGCGCGGCUGAUCACCGAGACCGGCUGCCAGCUGUGGGUGGUGGAGGAGCAGGGCCUGAGCCAGAUCGACGGCGACUUCCACGACUACAAGCGCGAGGUGCUGGAGGCCCUGGGAGAGGUGGUGGCGGCCCGGCCCCGCGAGUGACCCCCGGAGCGACCAGAGUGACCCUCAGAGUGACCACAGUGACCCCCGGAGUGACCACAGUGACCCCUGGAGUGACCAGAGUGACCGUCAGAGUGACCACAGUGACCCCCGGAGCGACCAGAGUGACCCUCAGAGUGACCACAGUGAUCCCCGGAGUGACCACAGUGACCAUCAGAGUGGCUGUGGUCACUGCGGUGACUGUGGUGACCAUCAGAGUGACCACAGUGACCACAGUGACCAUUGGAGUGACUGUGGUGACCACACUGGCCGCAGUGACCAUUGCAGUGACCACAGUGACCGCAGUGACCAUCAGAGUGACCAAACUGGCCGCAGUGACCACUGCAGUGACCACAGUGACCAUCAGAGUGGCUGUGGUCACUGGGGUGACUGUGGUGACCAUCGGAGUGACCGCAGUGACCACAGUGACCAUUGGAGUGACCGCAGUGACCAUCAGAGUGACCACACUGGCCGCAGUGACCGCUGCAGUGGCCGUGGUGACCUUUGGAGUGACCGCAGUGACCGCAGUGACCGCAGUGACCGCUGCAGUGGCCGCGCUGACCAGCGUGGGGCGCUCUGGUCCCUGCAGUGUCCAGUCGGGGGCGCCGCGGACAAGGGGAGGAAUAAACGGUGGUGGCGCAA